Molecule: messenger RNA, 423 nt
Organism: Manis pentadactyla (Chinese pangolin)
Lineage: Eukaryota; Metazoa; Chordata; Mammalia; Pholidota; Manidae
Product: 40S ribosomal protein S20-like
Exons: 1
Coding region: 31-423 (130 amino acids)
Biological process (GO): translation
Cellular component (GO): ribosome; cytosolic small ribosomal subunit
Molecular function (GO): structural constituent of ribosome
Source: RefSeq, a predicted model, not a curated record
ACAGGUGGGUCAGGAAGCCGCGCCGCAGCCAUGGCUUUGAAAGAUACUGGAAAGACCCCCGUGGAACCGGAGGCGGCGAUUCACCGAAUUAGAAUUACUCUGACCAGCCGCCACGUGAAGUCUUCAGAGAAGGUGUGCGCUGACUUGAUAAGAGGUGCAAAGGAGAAGAACCUCAGAGUGAAAGGACCGGUUCGGAUGCCUCCCAAGACUCUGAGAAUCCCUACAAGGAAAACACCUUGUGGUGAAGGUCCUAAAGCUUGGGAUCGUUUUCAGAUGAGGAUCCCCAAGCGACUCAUUGACCUGCACGGUCCUUCUGAGAUGGCCAAGCAGAUUAUGUCCAUCAGUAUUGAGCCAGGAGUCGAGGUUGGAGUCACCAUUGCAGAUGCUUACAUCAACCUUUUUAAUAAAUCGCUUAUCAGUUAA